Molecule: messenger RNA, 1689 nt
Organism: Pogona vitticeps (central bearded dragon)
Lineage: Eukaryota; Metazoa; Chordata; Lepidosauria; Squamata; Agamidae
Source: RefSeq, a predicted model, not a curated record
AUGGUGCCAAAAUUCUACCAGCAUGCCUUGGCCAUGGCCUUUGCCAUCAAUGAGAUCAACAGAAAUCCAAAAAUCUUGCCCAACGUCCCCCUUGGCUUCCACAUCUGCGACAGCUAUUCUAAUGCAAGGCUGACCUAUCGGACCACUCUCAACCUUCUCUUCAAAAGGCAGAGAUUUGUUCCCAAUUACGAGCGCGAUGGACAGAAAAAUCUCCAAGCGGUCAUUGGGGGACUGGGUUCCAAAACCUCCUUUCUCAUGGCUGACAUCUUAGGUCUCUACAAAAUUCCUCAGAUGUUUGAAGGAGCAAUUGCCUUUAUGAUUCACAGAAAUGUCCAUUUGGAGUUUGGAAAAUUUGUUCAGCAUGUCAAACCUGGCUGGAACGAAAGAGAUGGUUUCAUGAAAGAUUUCUGGGAGCAAGCCUUUGACUGCGAAUUUGGAGAAACGGUUCCAGACAGUGAUAAAUGUACCGGAGAGGAGAAACUGGCUGGUCUUCCGGGGCCUGUUUUUGACACGCACUUGACUGGACACAGCUCUAGUAUCUACAAUGCCAUCUAUGCCCUGGCACAUGCUUUGCAUGCCGUCUAUUCAUCCAGAUCGAGACGCAAAACCAUGGUUGAGAAUCCAGAUGUUUUCCUUCAGCAUCUUCAGUCUUGGCAGGUGGUUCCCAUUUCGGUUUGCAACGAGUACUGCCAUCCUGGCUUUCAGAAGAAAAGUAAGGAAGGAGAAAAGUUUUGUUGUUAUGAUUGUGCUCUGUGCCCAGCAGGAAGGAUUGCAAACCAGACAGAUAUGGAUGACUGUUUCAAAUGUCCAGAAGAUGAGUAUCCAAAUGAAAACAAAACUCGAUGCCUGCCCAAACACGUCAUCUUUUUGUCUUAUGAGGAGCCUUUAGGGUGGGGUUUAGCCUUGGUUGCUCUCUCUUUUUCCCUGAUCACAGCCUGGGUCUUAGGACUUCUCAUGAAACACAAAGACACCCCCAUUGUCAAAGCCAACAAUCGAGACCUCACCUACACUCUCCUCAUCUCUCUCCUCCUCUGCUUCCUCUCGUCUUUGCUCUUUCUUGGACGACCUGGAAAGCUGAGCUGCCUCCUCCAACAGCCAGCCUUUGGCAUCAUCUUUUCAGUGGCCAUUUCUUGCGUGUUGGCCAAAACUAUCACCGGGGUUGUGGCUUUCAUGGCCCCCAAACCACGAUCCAACAUGAAGAAAUGGCUGGGAAGAAGGACUGCAACCUGCAUUGUGCUCUCCUGCUCCUUGGGUCAAGCAGGCAUUUGUUCUGUGUGGUUAGGAACAUCUCCCCCAUUCCCAGCAUUUGACAUGCAAUCGUUGACUGAAGAGAUUAUCCAAUUUUGUAAUGGAGGCAUUGUUAUUAUGUUUUCCCUUGUCCUGAGCUAUUUGGGCUUUUUGUCCCUCGUCUGCUUCACGUUGGCCUUCUUAGCCAGGAAACUGCCAGACACUUUUAAUGAGGCCAAGUUCAUCACCUUCAGCAUGGUGGUCUUCUGCAGUGUGUGGGUGUCCUUUGUUCCCACCUAUUUGAGCACCAAGGGGAAACAAAUGGUCGCUGUGGAGGUCUUCUCUAUUCUAGCCUCCAGUGCUGGUCUCUUGAUCUGCAUCUUUGCGCCCAAGAUUUACAUUAUUCUCUUGAGGCCUGAGUUAAACACCAAGGAGCAGCUUAGAAGGUGGAAAAAAGAAUGA